AUGACUUUCCAUUUUUCCAGGAAAACUAGAAAUGACGAAGAUGAUCCCCUUGUCGUUGAAGCUAAAAAUCAAGAAGACAAGUUUCAAAAGACAACUGGAACAGACGAAGAUGAUGAUUCCCUUAUUGUUGAAUUUGGAAUUCAAGAAUACAAGUUCCCACCAGUGGCAGGAAGACGCAUUUGUGAUAUUAAUUAUAUAUUUAGUCAAUUACAAGAAAAAGCACGUCACAACAACUUGUUUGACUGCAAAGCUGGAAAUUUUCAGCUAAUCGGUAAAAAAAGGGUUGGCUUACUUUCAGUAUAUAAAUUUGAAUGCAAUAUUUGUAAACAAAUUUGCCUUAUAAAAUUGGAAAAUACUGACUCAAAUGUUAAUGUGAAUAUCGCAGCUACCACUGGCAUGGUCGCAACAGGGAUCGGCUUCUCACAAUUCGAAGAACUUUUUUCUGCAAUGAAUAUUCCUGUAUUUUCUGCAAAAUAUUACAAUCAACUCCAGGAUCAAGUGUACGAAUGUUGUGAAAAAACAGCAGCCGAAUCGAUGCAAGAUGCUGCAGAAGAAGAAAAAAAAUUGGCUAUCGCAGAAGGUCGCACCAAAAAUGGCAUACCGGUAAUUGACGUUUACGUCGAUGCUUCUUGGUGUGCUAGAUCGUACGGAUCAAAUUAUAAAGCUGCUUCUGGAACUGCGGCAAUUAUCGGUAGAAUUUUUCUGGCUGUAAAAAAUAAAUACUGCCUCGUGUGCGCCCGUGCAGGUAACAAAAAUGUCGCUCCUAAGGAGCACAAUUGUUUCAAAAACUUCGAUGGUUCAUCGUGUUCUACAUAA
Molecule: messenger RNA, 816 nt
Organism: Parnassius apollo (apollo)
Lineage: Eukaryota; Metazoa; Arthropoda; Insecta; Lepidoptera; Papilionidae
Source: the annotation of a GenBank genome assembly